Gossypium arboreum is the source of this 1041-nucleotide messenger RNA. Its product is annotated as early nodulin-like protein 3. The record is from RefSeq and is a predicted model, not a curated record. The transcript is spliced from 2 exons. Gene Ontology annotation, cellular component: plasma membrane. NCBI's taxonomy places the organism in Eukaryota, Viridiplantae, Streptophyta, Magnoliopsida, Malvales, Malvaceae. Bases 82 to 813 code for a protein of 243 amino acids. Gene Ontology annotation, molecular function: electron transfer activity.
CCCAUUGUUGUCACCAAAGUUUCAGUUUGUUUUGGUUGAAAACACAUAUAGGGUCAUUGUUUGUUUGUUUUGGUUUUAGGAAUGGCAAACUCCAUUUUGAGAACAUUAGAUUAUGAAAGCAAAGGAUUUGUAGCAGUGGGGCUGCUUUGUUUGAUGAUGAUGAUGAUGAUUCAAAAGGGUUAUGCAAGAGAAUUCCAAGUGAACUGGGGUCUUCAUAAUGGCUCCAAUGCUCAAACUUACAAUCAAUGGGCUGAACACAACAGAUUUCAGAUUGGUGACUCACUUGUGUUUAACUACGCACCAAACGAAGAUUCAGUGCUAUAUGUGAGUGAGGAUGCCUACAAGAACUGCAAUGUAGAGUCACCCUGGUCCAAAUACACCGAUGGCCACACUGUUUUCUCAUUGGAUCAUUCAGGGCCAUACCAUUUCAUCAGUGGUACCAAAGGCAAUUGCCAAAAGGACGAGAAGUUAGUGGUCGUCGUCUUAGCUGAUCGGACCAACCGUUCUUCCAACGCAAACGUAACCAACGCUCCUUCUCCCGCGCCAUCUGGUUCGGUCGAUGUAAUGGUGCCGUCUCCAGCACCCGUAAACGAAACCAAUGCUCCUUCUCCUCCACCAACCGGUUCGACCAACGUAAUGCCGCCAUCUCCGGCACCUUCUGCGGAGUCUCCACCGACGGGGACAGUGGAGGUUAACCCGACACCGGCACCGAGUGAAGAGUCACAUCCACCAAAUGUUGCAACUUGUUUGAGGUGGAUGAGUACUACAAUGGGAACAAUGUUGGUGGCUUCAACUCUUGUUUUAGGGUUCUAAGUGGGGAGUUCUUCCUUUAUUACUACUAUUGUUAAUUUUUUUGAUAUAUUUAUUUUGUUUGAUUUGCCUCAGUUUGUGUCUAUUAGGUUAAAAUGGGUUUUUUUUUUUCUUGAUUAUUGAUUGUUAAAGAAAAACAGAAGGAAUAAGCUUUAUAUAUAGUGUGUAUAAUAUUUGGUGUGUACUUGUUUGUAAACACAUAAAUAAAUGGAUUUUAUACCUUUUGGGAUA